AUGUCCGGGGCGCACGGCUCCGGGGCGCCGUGGAGAGCACCCGAGCCGCGGCCCCGACCCCAGAAGCCGCGCGUUCCGCGGGAGCUGCUGGAAGGAGCAUCGGCCAUCGCUGGCUGCGCCCGACGGACGCUGUGGGCAGAUGGCCUCUACCUGCUGGAUGACUUGACCUUCCGCGGCCUGCAGCCGGACCAGCCCCUGACGGCCGACAUCGGCUCAGCCAUGGGUACGAAGGAUGCCGCGGAGCUCCUGAACUCUUUUUCUCCGGAGGAGCUGGUGGAGGUGGCGGAUCAGUUGUCACCAGGCGUCUUACAAACCUUAACAGGAAGGUGCCAACAGAGAGUUCUGGCUAUUCAGGCAGGGAACGGCUACGGAAAGCCCAACGGCAAGGUGACCUUUGGCGGGAAAGGUGGAAAAGGCAACGGCUUCAGCAAUGGGGCCAAUGGGGGUGCCAAAGCUGGUGGCAAGGGAGGCAAGACGAGAGAGAAGGGCUCCGUGCCGAUUCCAGAAGCGCUAGAGCACCCGGAAGAGCUUCCGGCAACAGCAGCGACUGGCGAACAGGUGGCUUUUCAGGUCAAUGCAGGCACACCGUGGCAGUUCGUCGGCGAGUCAACUUUUUUCAGGUGGGAGCUGCAAGACCGCAACUCCGUGGCUGAACAGGACAAAACGGAGGUUCGAGAGAUCCUCCAGGCCUAUGCUGAGGAGCAUGGAAUCCCUUUGAGGGGCCCGGAGGGCAUCAAGCUGGCUCUACGCCGCGGCCGACAUUGGGUGUCGUACGCUGGCGGAAUCUCCUCUGUGGAGGGCAGGUGA
This is a messenger RNA of Symbiodinium sp. CCMP2456, 807 nucleotides long. The record is from the annotation of a GenBank genome assembly. Lineage: Eukaryota; Dinophyceae; Suessiales; Symbiodiniaceae.